Racocetra fulgida is the source of this 1452-nucleotide messenger RNA. Lineage: Eukaryota; Fungi; Glomeromycota; Glomeromycetes; Diversisporales; Gigasporaceae. The record is from the annotation of a GenBank genome assembly.
CAUUUCCUACCAAUAAUGAAGGAAUAUCUCUAUCUAGUAAUGAAGAAAUAUCUCUGCCUAGUAACGAUGAAAUAUCUCUGCCUAGUAACAAUGAAAUGCUACCUAAUAAUGAUGCAGCUGUUACACCUAAUAAUAAUGAAACUAUACUGCCUAGCAACGACGAAACCAUACUAUCUAGUAAUAAAGAUGAAAUUCAGUAUGAGGAUGUUGAUGAGUAUCUCCAUGGAUAUGCGUGGCAAGAAAAAUUUGUAGUUAUCAAAAUUAGAAAUGAACGGAGUCCCCCACCAGACGAAACUUAUAGUUCCUAUAAUGAUUUCAUAAGAGAUUUUUAUUUGUGCCGGAAUGAUCUUUCUCCUGCUGGGUUUGAUAUUCGAUGGCAUAAAAUUAUUGAGUUCUACCCCAAGGCGGCAAAUUAUCUUAAUUCUGAGUUAUAUUCUAGUAAAGGAAAAUGGGCUAAAGCAUACAUGAAUAAAUUCUUUACAGCUGGCAUUUUAUCUACAUCACGUGUUGAAAGUGAGAAUGCUGUAAUAAAAAAUGUUCUUCAAGGCUGUCCUAGCCUUUGUGAACUUGCCUUGAGCGGUGCUUUUGCGGAUUGUUUUCCUGAAAUUGAUCGUGUUCUCAAGGAACACCUUACUAUAAAAAUGCUUUCAAGACAAAGGCAUGAAAUUAUACAAUCACUUUACUAUUAUGUUGUAACAGAAAACAGAGAAAUGCCUAAUGACAAGCAUGCUGAGAAAAGCUAUGACACACAGCAAAUUCAUUUGGAUUCUCUUUUGGAAGACCUUCCUCCAAACGAUAUUAUUAAAACAUACAAAAUUCAACGACGUCAUUGCGUUCAUAUUAACUAUGUUAUUAUUUUGGUGGAUCGUUCACAUUUAUGCAUAUGCAUGCUACUUGUUAAUUCUGGCUUAGUUUGCCAGCACUUUUGGCAUGUAUUUGCCAUUGACAAUGAUGCGUUUUUUCAUAUGACACUUAUUCCUAGGCGUUGGUAUAAUAAUGAAAAAAUGCAAGACUUAUAUUUAGAUGAGCAGCUCUACAUGACAAGCGUUGGCCUGGUAUCUUUGUAUGAAGGUUGUUUACCUUGUCCUUCACGUUUUUCAAUGCACCAAAUUGUGAGAAUUCAUGAUAAUGAUGUUUUUGGUUCAGAAGUUUGCCGUGCAGUACAAAAACGGCAUGAUUAUGGGAAAACUUUUGGUCUUGCUCGAAAGGCGGUUCAAUCUGCGGUUGAGAAAAGUGGUGAAUCUCUUUGUCACCUUAAAAGAAGCCUUCAUAAAUGGUUUGCCAAAGAACAAAGGUUGGCUCAUGUUGACAAUAAUAAUAAGGAGAAUUUUAAUCCUGAACAUGUUAAAAAUCCAAUUGAAAGAUGGCAAAAAGGACGACCAUCAGUUAAAAGGUUAAAGAGUAGCACCGAACAAGUUAGAAGUAAAAAGCCUCAAAACAAAUGUGGAAAAU